GGCAAAUGCUCCUAAUGGACCCGACACGUGCAGAUUCCGGGGAGCAACGACCAAGCAAGGGGCUGUGCACUGAGACGGCCAAGACCACGGCCGCGACUCAAGGACAACGCCAGCGGACCCGUGCUGCCAUAGCAUGUGCCGUCUGCCGCUCGAGGAAGACAAAAUGUGAUGGUCGUCGACCGGUGUGUGGAUAUUGCCAUCGAACCCGCUCCGACUGCCAGUAUGAUGUUGUUGACGCCGCAACCACGGUCUUAAGCUAUGACGUGGGUUCUCGGAUCCUUCAGGCCAUUGAGCAACUGACCGAACUGGUUAAGACCAAUGUUCAUCAGGAGACAAUGCAGUCGGGCCCCACGGGAGCUUUCGCCCCCCUUGCUUUGUCGCAAGGACCCAGUUCUAGCCCUCGACUCGCUAUAGAUCGUUGGACUAACCAGCUGUCUAACGUAUCUUCGCCCUAUCAAUAUAUCUCCUCGGAAGGGUUGGAUAGCGUUGUCAGAUGGCAUGUAUUCCCCUCGGAAAUCGGCAAGAUCCCUGUGGACAACGGAAAGCCUAUCCCAAUGCCGGAUGAGCUACCCCCAAUCGCCAUGGUAGAGCUCAACAGACUGCUGGUAAACUAUCGUCGUGUGGUUCACGAUAAGAACCCCAUGCUCGAUAUGGUCACGCUCUAUCGCUAUAUGACCCAUGUAUCCGAAAAUGGGCUUGACUUUUCAACGCGUACCUGUCUUGUUAUGCUUGUCUGCGCGAUUGGUGCGCUGUGUCAGGAAAAUAUGCUUGAGACACCUGGUAAUCUUCCUGUACCUGGUCGCAGCAGUGAUCUGGAUAUAGCAUACCGAUUCUGGAGCGUUGCGGCGAAACGGCUUGGGUGCGCCAUGAGCAAGAACACCCUUGAGUCAGCGCAAUGUUUGUGUCUAGCAGGUAUUUGGUUUAUGUGUAACCUCCAGCCACUUGACGCGUGGAAGCACUUUACAAUGGCUGGGAACUGUUUCUAUUCAGCCGUACUUGCAAGGAAGUCCAUGGGAUCUUCAGACCCUUGGUCCCUGGAGCUGGUGUCACAGGCUACGGCUCAUGCCAUUUUUCACACCGCAUACAAGUCUGAAUUAGAAAUUCGCUAUGAGCUGGAAAUCCCCGGCUCUGUUCUAGAAUAUAUUGAGGAUCAACUCAUCUUUCCCUCACCGCCAGAGAUUAGCGACACUCCACUUGAAGUCCAAAGUACCAAGACCAUCACCUGGUAUUACUAUCUUGCGGAUAUAGCAGCCCGUCACCUCAUCAACCGCAUAGUAAAUGCCAGGCACAAACUAAGAGGACCCCCCAACGAAACCGAAGUCCGAGCCUUACUCCGGGAUUACAAGAUCCUUAGCUCACACGUUGAAGACUGGUAUAAGUCUCUUCCACAAGAGAUCUCGUUUGACCCACCAAAUUCACCUAUCACGCCAGAGGUAGACUGGUUUAAAAAUAUCCUGCGUGCUCGAUACCUGCUCAUUUGUGAGAUCCUAUGUCGCCCUUUCCUGCGAAUAUGCCUAAAUUAUACUCUGAAUCUCUCUGAGCAGUUGAAGACCGAGGUAGCUCGUAUAGCUUCUCUGGGCUUGCAGUAUUGUGUGUGGAGUCUACAGUCUGUUGGUAACCUGACAAGGCUUGAUCACGGGAUGUGGACAGGGAUCCGCUAUUUUACUGCUAACGCGAUGAUUUUGAUUGGAGCCGCUCGGAGCCACAUGUUUCCUGCAUUAAAUGGCGCGUGCUAUAUAUGGUUGCCAACAGAUUGGCGCGGCAGUGUCAAGCACUUCUUGGACACGCUAGAGAUUUUCUCCGAAGAGACGAGAGGAGGUGUAAUAGAGUGCUACAAAAUCAUUCUCUGGGGGCUCGAGGACUUUGAUCGCACUGCUGCUUAGCCAUGCCCACAGUUCUUGUGGCCG
Messenger RNA from Aspergillus caelatus, 1907 nucleotides. Its product is annotated as Zn(II)2Cys6 transcription factor. Bases 6 to 1883 code for a protein of 625 amino acids. Gene Ontology annotation, molecular function: zinc ion binding; DNA-binding transcription factor activity, RNA polymerase II-specific. Lineage: Eukaryota; Fungi; Ascomycota; Eurotiomycetes; Eurotiales; Aspergillaceae. Gene Ontology annotation, biological process: regulation of DNA-templated transcription. The transcript has 4 exons. The record is from RefSeq and is a predicted model, not a curated record.